Messenger RNA from Staurois parvus, 579 nucleotides. Lineage: Eukaryota; Metazoa; Chordata; Amphibia; Anura; Ranidae. The record is from the annotation of a GenBank genome assembly.
GUCAUCUGUACUGUCCGCAGUCUCUGGUCAUCCCUGUGUCUGUCCGCAGUCUCUGGUCAUCCCCUGUGCUGUCCGCAGUCUCUGGUCAUCCCCUGUGCUGUCCGCAGUCUCUGGUCAUCCCCUGUGCUGUCCGCAGUCUCUGGUCAUCCCCUGUGCUGUCCGCAGUCUCUGGUCAUCCCCUGUGCUGUCGCAGUCUCUGGUCAUCCCCUGUGCUGUCCGCAGUCUCUGGUCAUCCCUGUGCUGUCCGCAGUCUCUGGUCAUCUCCUGUACUAUGUCCGCAGUCUCUGGUCAUCCCUGUGCUGUCAGCAGUCUCUGGUCAUCCCUGUGCUGUCCGCAGUCUCUGGUCAUCCCUGUGCUGUCCGCAGUCUCUGGUCAUCCCUGUGCUGUCCGCAGUCUCUGGUCAUCCCUGUGCUGUCAGCAGUCUCUGGUCAUCCCUGUACUGUGUCCGCAGUCUCUGGUCAUCCCUGUGCUGUCCGCAGUCUCUGGUCAUCCCUGUGCUGUCCGCAGUCUCUGGUCAUCCCUGUGCUGUCUGCAGUCUCUGGUCAUCCCUGUGCUGUCCGCAGUCUCUGGUCAUCUCCU